AUGAGCUACGACCAGCAGUACUCUGCUCUGCUUUCACAGCAAACGGCUGUGCAGAAAAUCAUCAUUGACCUACAGGCUACACUAACCCGGACAGAUCUCGAUCUGGACGAGCGAAGUCAAACAGAAGCCAUGCUGCAGAACGCCAUCGCUCUGCUCAACUCCUACAUUGGUUCUAUCUCUUCUCUCCAUACAGAGGUGCAGAAUCAAAUAUCUAGCCCGACUCAAGGAUCAGUGGGGAUUGCAAAUCCCUCCCAGUGUACAUUCAGUGAAAGUGACCCAACUCUAAUGGGGACUGGGAGUGGCAUGCACCAGACCCGUACGGGGUCUCUUGUAGCAAAGAAGGUGGAUGGGGAGCAUAGAUCCCCAGAUAUCCUCAGUAAAAACUAUUUGUGCGGCCAGACAACAGUCAGCUGCGCACAGCUGCCGACAUACGUGCAAUCCAAUAACGCAACCCCUCAGCUUGCCCAUUCUCAGUCAACAAAGACAGCAUUUCUGGACCGGCCCAAUAGCGAGCUCACUAACAUCAUCGUUGGCAAUCCGCACCUCCAGCACGUUCCUUCAAGAGAGACUGAGAGCGUCUCUUAUUCUAGCUCUUUACCCUCUUUUGUGGCCACUCGGGUGUCUCCGCAUUAUGCCCCUAGAGAGCUGGUUCCACGGCACAUUUCGAAUUCCCUUCCCGAAGAGUCUUUGUCCGCAGGAUCCAUGCAAUUAAUAUACAGUAUCCCAAAGACGUACAAGUACGUCAAAUCGGUUCCUAAGUAUUACAGCACAACGGGCCAGUCUAUGUGUCGCAAAGCCGUUGCCAAGGCAACCAACGACGACACGCCCAAGUGGAAGCACGUACGUAAGAUCUCUUGUGAAGUGUGGCACCACCCAGAUAUGGUCCAGAUCGCCAUCCAUGAGAUGACUGCGAACAUAUACUCCCAAAUAUCGAACAAGGAGUUCUCCAAACUGGAGAUCUCUACUCUACUCCGGGCAUACAACUCCCUCGCUGUGCUUUUACGCUUCUUGCAACUCUUACCACAAGGCAUUAACAAUAAGAUAGUUGAUAGUAUGCUUUCCGACAUGCUGCACUUGAUCACAGAGUCCACCAACCGCAUGCGCGCAGGUCCUGGGCACAAAAGAGACAUUACGAACGCGAUAUCGUAUGACUUUCAGGCCAUGCUUCACCUCAUCAUUGCGUACAUGUUCGUUCUGCAGUACCAAUAUGUUACCUCUACCCUCAGCUUCUCUCGGCAGAUGGAUACUCUACUCAUAACGGAUGUCUUCCUCAAGCGAUACCUUUGUCUCGGAGAUUGCCUUGUGGUGACACUCAGCAGGCUCAUUCAUAGCCGGAGGGUGACUCGAGGCGUGUUCUCUCAGUCGUGUAUCCUGGCAAUCUUCAGAUUGGCAACAAUAUACGUGUCAUCUAUGGCACCUAUAUACACGUUUCUAGGCGAGCAGAACACUCCAGAUGCUGAUAUCAAGCGCGUAGAGCUGGAGGACUUAUAUACAAGGUUGUGUAACAAUUGGGAGGCAGCGUACGAUUGCAAAUCCGAUAGUGCAGACGGAGACUUGCUUGAUAACGUGAAGCCCACGAUACCAGAGACAAUUGGUGGUGUUGACUGGGCUGUAGAGAUAGAGACUGAUAUCUUCUAUGAGCGUGAUAACGACGAAACUAGCGAUUAG
Molecule: messenger RNA, 1668 nt
Organism: Giardia duodenalis
Lineage: Eukaryota; Fornicata; Diplomonadida; Hexamitidae
Exons: 1
Coding region: 1-1668 (555 amino acids)
Source: RefSeq, a predicted model, not a curated record